GAAGGCCGGGCUCGGGAAACGGCAGGUACCUUAGGGUACGGCCUCCUCAAAUCGUCGACCGCUCUUCUUGUCAGCUCUUUCGCAUUUUCUUGCAUUCCUCAUCCGUCCUUUCUCCUUCUCCUUUCUAACCCAUCUUCUCAUCUCGCCGCUGAUCUAGUACUGACUCUCUUGAAUCAUUCACCUACCUAAAUCUGCUGCAUUGACUUUGUCUCUCUACUUCCAACCACUCCGUCUACCUCCUCAAGCUCACCGUGAAUAGCGUCCCACCAUCAGCUCGCCACGAUCAGCUGCACUCUACGAUGGAUGCCAGUGACCAGCAGCCCGGCGUCAUAGACGUCCUUCGGGAUAUUCAACGGACGCAAUCGCUCCUCCUCAAUGCCGUCGAGGCCAUGUCUGGCAAACCCGUAGCCGAUGCUCAAGAAGACGGAACCACUGCCUCCACCGUCGUGCCAGUCUCUGGCGUCUUCGAUCCAGACUCCGGUAACGACCGCAGCACGACCGAGUCAACAGUACCAGACAAUGCAAUUGAGGCUGUGGUCACACAGCAAGCGGUGCCCUCGUCCUCUCCGAGCAGCUCCGGUCAACGCGCAGGUUACACCUCUCGCAUCAUUUUGACAACAUACCCCAAGCAGAUCGGAAUCAACCCUCUACCGAUGGAUUGGGGAAACUCGGAUCCGCUGAAACGUGGGCCAAUUGUUGUCUCAAGAGCGCCUUCCACCAUCCGCCGUCGAAAUGCCAUUGGAGCCCAUGGUGGCUCGUAUUCCAUUUAUUAUGCCUUGGCCGUGGCUAGUAAAGAACUCGACAGUGACCACAAACCUGACUUCACCAACACCGAACCAACAGCCCAGGUCGGCCCCUUUCCUCAAUGGGAGGGCCGUGAAAAGAUUGUGGCGAUGGACCCUUGGGGUCACCUUGCUCCCUGGAUCUUCAAAGACAUAAUGGGCCAGGACAAUGUCGAUAUUCGGCCCACGAUUGCCAUAACCAAGGCUCACAUGAAGUUACCCGAACUCGAAGAGAGCGUAAAGGCUGGACGCCUUGUACCUGAUGGCAAGGUGUGCCUGAAUGAACUCGGCGAAGUGGCGGUCACGAAGUUCGCUGUUGAACCUGUUUGGUAUCUUCCUGGCGUUGCGGAAAGAUUUGGGAUCGACGAGGCAUCAUUGAGACGUUCAUUGUUUGAGCAUACUGGCGGAAGCUAUCCGGAGUUGAUCACUCGCGGUGAUAUCAAAGUCUUCUUGCCACCAAUUGGGGGCCUAACGGUUUACUGUUUCGGUGACCCUGCCAAGAUGUCCGAUGAGUCUGCUCGCUUGUCAUUGAGGAUCCACGAUGAGUGCAACGGAAGUGAUGUCUUUGGAUCCGACAUUUGCACCUGUCGCCCUUAUCUGAUUUUCGGUAUUGAGGAGGCUGUCAAGGAAGCCCAAAAUGGCGGAAGUGGUGUCGUCAUUUACUUCCGAAAGGAGGGCCGAGCAUUGGGAGAGGUUACCAAGUACUUGGUCUACAACGCCCGCAAACGUGGGGCCGAUCGAGCUUCGGACUAUUUCAAGCGAACCGAGAACAUCGCAGGUGUCAAGGAUAUGCGAUUCCAGGCUUUGAUGCCAGACAUUCUCCACUGGCUAGGGAUCAAGAAAAUUGACAGAAUGCUGAGCAUGAGCAACAUGAAGCAUGAUGCCAUUGUUGGUCAAGGUAUUCCCAUCCACGAGCGGGUGGAACUUCCGGAAGAAUUGAUUCCCGCCGAUUCCCGAGUUGAGAUUGAUGCCAAGAUCACGGCUGGUUACUUCACAACGGGCAAACGAAUGACGGCCGAGGAACUUCAGGCAGUCCAGGGAAGAAUCUGGGAAGACUUUGACCACUAGCGAAGCCGGCUCUCUGGGGUAGCUGGCGUGGUGGUUGUUGGGUGCGUCAGCAAUGGCCAACGUGCAUGCCGGACUAGCACCCCAAGUGGCUUUGAUUGAUCAGAGUCCAUA
Molecule: messenger RNA, 1961 nt
Organism: Ilyonectria robusta
Lineage: Eukaryota; Fungi; Ascomycota; Sordariomycetes; Hypocreales; Nectriaceae
Product: GTP cyclohydrolase N terminal-domain-containing protein
Exons: 20
Coding region: 300-1850 (516 amino acids)
Biological process (GO): riboflavin biosynthetic process
Molecular function (GO): GTP cyclohydrolase II activity
Source: RefSeq, a predicted model, not a curated record